Molecule: messenger RNA, 4016 nt
Organism: Bubalus bubalis (water buffalo)
Lineage: Eukaryota; Metazoa; Chordata; Mammalia; Artiodactyla; Bovidae
Gene: BCAT1
Product: branched chain amino acid transaminase 1
Exons: 11
Coding region: 803-2173 (456 amino acids)
Biological process (GO): L-valine biosynthetic process; L-leucine biosynthetic process
Cellular component (GO): mitochondrion
Molecular function (GO): branched-chain-amino-acid:2-oxoglutarate transaminase activity
Source: RefSeq, a predicted model, not a curated record
GACCCCAUACGCGGCAGCCCACGAGGCUCCCCCGUCCCUGGGAUUCUCCAGGCAAGAACACUGGAGUGGGUUGCCAUUUCCUUAACCACUCUCCCACUUUCUAAGAUCAAAUCAGCACAAGUCACCACUUCCUAUUCCUUUAAAAGCCCAGAAAGGCUCAUAAUUUAAUCUGACAUUGCUCCAGGAGCACACAGCAGACAAUAGCCAUUACAUUCUUCCUUUUCCUUUUCCGAUGUCACUUUCCCAGCUCAGUUUCUAAAUGUUUUUAUCACACGCCUACAACAAAAAACUGUCAAAGCCGCUUGGUUAGGAGCUCGUGGUCUACUUUGCCUGAAACCGAUGGAUGGGGGUGGAGGGGUGGUAAGUGGGUCUGAGCGGCCUUGAGGUCUUUGAGCAGAAAAAAGUUUAACACUCCAAGUUUGCAAAUCCGACUUGGUUGGUGGUGAAAUCCAAAGCCUGGAUUCACGUUCUCCUUCAGUUUUGGGGGUCAGUGGCAGAUAACUGUCCAGGCACAACUGGCAAUCUCAGUUGUAAACUCUCCGGGCAGGAGGGGCGGAGGGAAGCAGAAACUGCCUUUUGUGGGUUUGUCAAAGGAAAAUUUGUCCUGAAGAAAAAUUAAUUUACCAGAAGUGGCUUCCCCCACGGCAGAGGGGCGUUUCCAGGCCCACCGUGGCGUUGUUUGGUAAAUAAGGAUGCUUGCUCAGUGCCUGUUCGCGGAAAGGCGCUCCUGCAUUCUCGUGCCCUGGGGGCUGGGACUAGGGCUUGGAGUUUCCCGUCUGGAGGAUCAGUUUCUCCCCCAGGGAUGAUGGAGUGGCUACGCUGUUCCUUGCGCCUGGUGGCCGGGGCACCCGGGCGGUGGCGGCCGGUUCCGCGCGGUGCGUGCGCUGGGGCUUGGCCGCUCCGCCCGCUUUCUCGUGGAGCGGGGCGCAGCGUGUCGCCGCCGCUCUCCGCUGCCGCGCGCCCCGGAAGGCUCCCCAUGGCCAGCCCGCCCCCCGCCGCCGCAGCCCUCGUCCCUCAGGACUGCAAUAAUGGAUGCUCCGCAGAAGGUACCGGAGAAGGCGGAUCCAAAGAGGCAGUGGAGACUUUCAAGGCUGAAGAUCUAAUAAUCACACGAGCCACCGUUUUAAAGGAAAAACCAGACUCCAGUACUCUGGUUUUUGGAACGGUUUUUACAGAUCACAUGUUAACAGUGGAGUGGUCCUUGGAGCUUGGAUGGGAGAAACCACGCAUCAAACCUCUUCAAAACCUCUCACUGCAUCCGGGUUCAUCGGCUUUCCACUAUGCUGUGGAAUUAUUUGAAGGGUUGAAGGCAUUUCGGGGAGUAGAUAAUAAAAUUCGUCUGUUUCGGCCAAACCUCAACAUGGAUAGGAUGUACCGAUCUGCUAUGAGGGCCACUUUGCCGGCGUUUGACAAGAACGAGCUUUUAGAGUGUAUUCAGCAGCUUGUGAAAUUGGAUGAGGAAUGGGUCCCCUACUCAACAUCUGCGAGUCUAUAUAUCCGUCCUACGUUCAUUGGAACUGAGCCUUCUCUGGGAGUCAAGAAGCCGACUAAAGCCCUGCUCUUUGUAAUCUUGAGCCCAGUGGGACCUUAUUUUUCCACUGGAAGCUUUAAUCCUGUGUCCCUGUGGGCCAACCCGAAGUAUGUAAGAGCCUGGAAAGGUGGGACCGGAGACUGCAAGAUGGGAGGGAAUUAUGGCUCAUCUCUUUUUGCCCAAUGUGAAGCCGUGGAAAAUGCAUGUCAGCAGGUUCUGUGGCUCUAUGGAGAAGAUAAUCAAAUAACUGAAGUUGGAACUAUGAAUCUUUUUCUUUAUUGGAUAAAUGAAGAUGGAGAAGAAGAACUGGCAACUCCUCCGCUAGAUGGCAUCAUUCUUCCAGGAGUGACGAGGCAGAGCAUCCUGGACUUGGCACACAAGUGGGGUGAAUUUAAGGUAUCAGAGAGAUACCUCACCAUGGAUGACUUGAUCACAGCUGUGGAGGAGAACCGGGUGAGGGAGAUGUUUGGUUCAGGCACUGCCUGUGUUGUUUGCCCUGUUUCGACUAUACUGUACCAGGAUGAGACUAUACACAUUCCAACUAUGGAGAAUGGUCCUAAGCUUGCAAGCCGCAUCUUAGAAAAACUGACUGAUAUUCAGUACGGAAGAGAAGAGAGCGACUGGACAAUCACGGUAGCCUGAAUGGACAGGAACGGGACGUGUGCGCUUGGGACAGAUUGUGGCAUUUGAAUUAUGGGAAAUGUCUUUGGCUACCUGAUUUUAGUUGUGCUGUUGUUCAUAUUAUCUGCGUUACCAGGGCGAUUGUUUCCUCAUGCCAGAGAAGACGAAUCACAAUUGUCCAAUGAUCGUUUCUAAACUUGCUCCUAGAAGUUUUCCUUACCUUCUCUAGAGAGUUGAUUAUGGAAGCCAUAUAAUUGUAGAAUUUUCCUCCAUAAUCUUAGUGCCUCCCUUAGGGCUUCACUCAGAUUUUUUUAAAAAAAUGUUUAUUCUUUAGCCUAAGUUAUGUUGUGCUUCUCAACCAAUGAGUGUCUUUGUGUUUGAAAGCUGAUCUGAGUACAUUUCAUAGGUUCCAUUUCCCAGGCCACAUCUCCAUUCUCAGAAAAGUGUGUUGUUGUUGUUUAUAAAUCAAGACUUAGAGAAACUGGAUUUCUUUCCCUUACAUUUCUUUCCAGGUCCCCCAAGUCCUCUUAGGGAGAAUCUCUCCUCCUUCCUGAUAAUCACAGUCUGCACCAGGCUCCACUGAUACAUCAACAAGACCACCCCUGCUGUCUCCAGAUUGUGUUGUAAUUCGUGGGCAGGCUUCACUACAGGACUGAGGGUCUUGUGCCUUAUAGAUCUUUGCAUCCCCCAGCCUGGCCCAUAGUAAGGAAUGAAUGAACAUUUAGCUUCUAUAGAAGUGUACCUUCUUUGUUUCUAUAUUAUGAAACCUCUUUAUUAGAAUUUGUGAUUGAUUCUGACUUUGUCUAUAUUUACCUCAUGUUGUCUUUAAUUUCCAUGGACUGCCAAGUCAUUAGAGAUACUCUGAUUGUAGUUUGUUGGAGGAAUGAUUUCUUAUUUGAAGAGUGUCUGGGAAUUAAAGUAAUAAUUCUAAAAAGGUGGUGAUAUCAUAUCAACCAAAUGGAAAUGACAUGUUAUAUGUUAUAUGUCGAAUACAUAAAUGUUAAAGUGUUAAAUACAAAAUAAAUCAUUUAGUUUUUUGGUAGAAAGCAAAGAGGAAUAUACUCUGGAUUUUAUACUCUGGGUUUAUAGGUGCUCUUUCCUGUUGAAUGGGGAUUGGAUAAGCACAUGGUUAGGGUAUAGGGAGAGCGAUUAUAGAUGAUAUUUUCCUUGUUUGGGAGCUGUGAGUUAAAAUUGUAGUGUCCUGGUUUAUCUAGGGGAAAGUCAAAUCUUGAUAGAAAACAUUUACCCUUGGAAGGUCAACUCUCAGACAUUUUAUUUUGGUUUCCUUCAGUCCUAAUAACUUUCAUCUUGCUGAUCAUAUUUCAUUCUCUUUUCAGAGCAAGGAAAAAAAUUCUAAAACUUUGACGUGCUGGAAAAAUUUCCUUAAGGCAUUUAGCAGCACAUAGCAAAUGGGGCUUUGAUUCUUUUCCAAGACUUUUGGCCAUAGGGUCUUUUUAGAUAGGAAUGGUAAAAUGAAAAUGAGGAAAGUAGAAGAUGAAAAGGAAUGGUAAAAAUAUCUUUUUUAGGGGGCUCUUAAUUGGCAAUCUGAAGUCUUGGGAGAGUCUGUUCUUUUCAGGUCUGACAUGCUUUAACUGUCCUGCCUGCACGCUGUUCACCAAGUAGCAUUCUAAGGGUAUGCGUUUGCCUUUGCUAAACCUGUGACCUCACUUUCAAUAUUGUAGUCUAGAAAUGACCUAAGGUAAUUCUAACUUGUCAAGUAGCACAUAAUAACCAGACUCAACAUUCCUAUGAGAAAUGGAAGUCAUUUGUUUGCCACAAAUACAUUUUAUACUUUGCAUCUCUAAAUUUAGUAUGGCUAGACAUGUUCCUUGUAAAAGUUGAAGAACAAUAUGUCUUGACAUUA